UAAGAUUCAAAAUGGCGAAGCGUGUCGCGAUCAUUGGAGCCGGGUGUAGCGGUCUCACUGCCAUCAAAUGUUGUGUUGACGAAAAGCUGGAGCCGUUUUGUUUUGAGCGAACUGACGAGCUCGGGGGAUUGUGGAAUUUUACGGAAAAAGCCCGCGAGGAUCAGGGGUGCGUGAUGAAGUCGACUGUCAUCAACACCAGCAAGGAGAUGAUGUGUUACAGCGACUUUCCUAUACCCAAAGAGUUCCCCAAUUACAUGCACAACACGCAGGUAUGGCAGUACUUCAAGAUGUACGCAGAUGCCUUCAACCUGAGAAAACACAUCCAAUACAACAAAGAGAUCCUGUCCGUGAAGAAGUCACGUGACUACGAGCAGACCGGAAAAUGGGAUCUGCAGGUCAGAGAUCACAAGACCGGAAGUGAGGAGACGCAGGUGUUUGACGCGGUGAUGGUGUGCACCGGUCAUCACGCCAGCAAGAACGUGCCGGACUUUACAGGUCAAGAUGACUUCCAGGGGAAGAUCCUUCACUCUCACGACUACAAGGACUGGACCGGGUACACCGGGAAGAGGGUGGUGGUUGUCGGGGUCGGCAACUCAGGCGGGGACGCAGCUGUGGAGCUGAGCAGGGUGGGGCAGGUGUUCUUGAGUACUAGACGCGGGGCCUGGGUGAUGAACAGAAUUUCAGAAAACGGUCUGCCACUGGACUUCACCGGCCGAACAAGAUUCAAUAAUUUCAUCAACCACUCCCUCCCUUCAAAGUACAGGGCAGACAGAGCCCAGAAACAGCUCAACAAACGCUUCAACCACGAGCUGUAUUCCCUCAAACCAAAGCACGGGAUCUUCUCCCAACAUCCCACAGUAAACGAUGACAUGCCCAAUAGAAUCGCGACUGGCCUUUUGAAGAUUAAGGCUGACAUUAAGAGGUUUACCAAGACUGGCGUGGAGUUCGUUGACGGGACGGUGGAAGAUAAUAUAGACGUUGUCAUACUGGCUACAGGGUAUAUAUUCGGCUUCCCGUUUAUUGACAAGUCUGUGAUCGAUGUGCAGAAGAAUAAGGUCAAGAUGUUCAAGUAUAUGUUUCCACCUGACCUGCCGAAACAGACAUUGGUGGUGAUUGGGGUUUGUCAACCUGUCGGCGCCAUUAUGCCCAUUUCGGAAAUGCAGUGUCGCCUGGCAACGAGAGUUUUCAAUGGCACGUGGAUUCUCCCGUCAAAGUACGAGAUGUGGGCGGACAUUAGGAAGAAGGAGGCGGCCAUGGCGGCGAGAUAUGUCGAGUCCCAGCGACACACAAUCCAGGUCGACUUUGUCGAGUUCAUUGACGAACUGGCGGAACUUGUCGGAUGUCGACCGAACAUUGGUCGUCUUCUCCUGACAGAUCCGAAACUUGGACUCAUGUGUUUGUUUGCGGCAACCACCCCCUACCAAUACCGCCUGAGGGGGCCGGGCACGUGGUCGGGGGCCCGGGAGGCCAUCAUGACCCAGACAGAUAGAAUGGAGUACCCCUUUAAGACCAGACCUCUCCCUGAAGGUACACAGAAACAGUCGUCCCACAGACUCCUCACACUGGUGCUGCUAGUGCUGAACCUUGCUGUCCUUUACCAACUGUUCUUUUAAAAGAGCUGGGCGAGUUUUUUGGCUCGUCGUUGUAUCAUCUUAUAAUUACAUUCAAAGAUUUUCAUAAUUUACACAGAUGGUGCUACGCUAUGCUUCCUAGGCCUAUAGGGAAUUCAAGAUUAGGGAACUGUCAGCGGUUUUUUCCGAUUGACAAUGGAAAGCUUUCUAUUAACCAUUAGUCUGCUGAAAUUUUUUCACACUUCUUGGCCCUGUCUGCUGGAUAAUAUUUCCCAUAAGGCGCAAUGAGGGUGGGUGAUUUCAAAUGGUUUUGCUUAUUAAACGAGGGACAUUUGAACCAAUAUGUGGCACAUUAAUACCCGGAAGAAAAAUACACAUUGUCAUAUAUAAAUAUCAUUUUCAAACAUACAGAGGUUAAGACCAAAGCGAACAUAAUCUUAAAUUUUCUUGCACGUACCUGAAUUACGUUAUUGAAGGUGAGAUGCGUUUCAUAUAAGAAAUUAUAAGUUUAAAUCGUUAAAUUUGUGCAAAUUGAUUUUGAAAAUAAAAUGUCCAAAAUAUUAAUAAAGUAUAUAGUAUAAAUUCGUAUUUUUGUAUCAGCAAACAACAGGGCGAUGGUAAAUUAUGAACCAUUUAAGUAUUUUUGUCAUCCAGCGUUAGACACACUUAAUUUUCGAGGUCAUAAUGUCAGUUGCGGAAAUGAGAAUAUUCGGGUUAAUAUAAUGAUUCAUGUUAUAAAAUUUGCAGGAUACAAUAAUCGGCUUCUACAUAUUCACAAAUCCUAAUUUCAAGUGUUUUGGAUGAAUUUUUUUUAUAUUUAAACAUACAAAUUCCGUGUCGUAAUGCUAGCAGACCGACCACAGCAUAAAAUAUUGCUACUCUAUAAGCAAAGUUUUCAUUGCCUUCAUAUCUAUACCUUGGCGAAAGCUCCAUGUUCAGUUUGAUAUAACGAGAGAUGAACGAAACUAAAGAUCGCGAAAUCGCUGCAAUUUUUCAGUAAGUGCAAAAGUCACCGGAUGUGAUGU
Messenger RNA from Haliotis rufescens (red abalone), 2596 nucleotides. Its product is annotated as flavin-containing monooxygenase 5-like. Lineage: Eukaryota; Metazoa; Mollusca; Gastropoda; Lepetellida; Haliotidae. Bases 12 to 1613 code for a protein of 533 amino acids. The transcript is spliced from 5 exons. The record is from RefSeq and is a predicted model, not a curated record. Gene Ontology annotation, molecular function: N,N-dimethylaniline monooxygenase activity; NADP binding; flavin adenine dinucleotide binding.